GUAACCAAUUUUUCUUAAAUAAAUAACAUGACAUAUGAAAAUUUCUCGUCUUAUAAAAUGGCUACGGCCUUGCCAACUAGCGCCGACCCUCGGUUCUAUGGCAUACAAGAGGAGGAAGUGGAACCUAAAUUUAGGUACCAACGCCUAGCUAAUGAUUUGAAAACAAUACUUAAUACUGAUGUUAUAACUUGCGCUGCUGUGCACUUGAAGUUUCUUUUACUUGGCACCUUCCGAGGUCGCGUCUAUUUAUUUGACCAUCAAGGAAACUGUGUCGAUUCGAAUUUGACCACCAGCGAAAACCAAACACAUAAAGUGGGCGUAAACCAAAUUGAUGUGGAUUUAAAGGGCGAGUAUGUGGCUACAUGCUCCGAUGACGGAAAAGUCAAUAUAACGGGCUUAUUCAGCUGUAAAAAUAACCAAAUUCUAAGUUUCGGAAAAUGUAUAAAGACCGUGGCCUUGGAUCCCGAUCCUAGGUCUCACAUCACUCGAUUUAUAGUUGUGUUUUUAGGCACCGAUAAACUUAUCUUGUACGAUCAUAAUCUUCUCAAAAAGCUUAAACCAAUUGAGCUUUGCUCAGUCGAAGGCCACGUUUUGUCUGUCUGCUGGCACUCCAGCCUAGUUGCGUGGGCGAGUCACAUAGGUGUCCGUGUCUACGAUUUAACUGAAAGAUGCUCCCUCGGGUUAAUAAAAUGGGAGGUUCAAUGUGAAAAACGUUUGGAAAACUUUCCAUGUAACCUGCGAUGGUCGAAUGAACAUACUUUAUUAAUCGGAUGGGUAGAUACAAUACGAAUAUGUAUUAUUCGUAAAAGAAAUUCAAUCGAAGCUUUAGAUAAAAAACUGCCCAGGUACAUUGUUGAUCCAGUCUCGACAUUCCAAACAAAUUUUUACAUCUGUGGACUUGCCCAACUCACGGCCAAACAAUUAGUGGUGCUUGGGUACCGCAAAGAAAGGAGCUCAUCUUUUAAAGCUUUGCGUCCCGUGCUGUGCGUUAUUGAGUACAAGCAUGACAGCAGCAAGGAGAUCUACGCAGACAGCUUAACUUUGCGAGGAUUCGAGGAGUAUACAGUUAACGACUACAGUCUAGGUAGCAUAAUAGAGGAAAAUCGUUUUUAUAUUGUGGCCCCCAAGGAUAUUGUGGUAGCUAGUCUUAUUGAAACAGACGACCGCAUAGAAUGGUUAAUUAAGCACAGUAAAUUUGAAGAGGCAAUGGAAUUGAUAGCCACGCAUGGUAGUAACGUCCCCGUUCUUUCAGUUGGCAGGCUUUAUAUUAACCAUUUACUGGCACAAAAGCAAUAUGAGAAUGCUGCUAAACUUUGCCUGCGAACACUAGGAAAUAACAAAGUCCUUUGGGAAGAAGAAGUUUUUAAGUUCGUAAAGUGUCAGCAGUUACGCUCCGUUAGCUCUUAUCUUCCUACAUCUGACGAAUGUAAACUCGAUCCUCAUGUGUACGAAAUGGUUUUGUAUGAAUUUCUGAAAUUCGAUGUAGACGGCUUUCUAAAUAUCAUCAAGGAAUGGCCAUCUCAUCUUUACGACGGGCUAGCCGUCAUUAACGCCAUUCACGAUAAUUUUCGUAAGAAUCAUGCGAAUGAGUUGCUUGAAUCUCUGGCUCUGUUAUACUCGUACCAGGGUGAUUACGAAAGCGCCCUCCGCAUGUAUCUAAAGUUGCAGAACAAGGACGUAUUUCAACUAAUUCGUCGUUAUGAGCUUUAUGAUGCCAUUUCAAACUUAAUUAUUCCACUCAUUCAAUUGGAUCGUGAAUGUGCAUUUAACAUACUAUUAGACAACAGCAAAAUAAAGACAGAGGUUGUUGUUCAUCAGCUGGAGCACAAUCAGUUGUUUCUAUACUGGUAUUUGGACUCCUUGCUAAAAGUAGAUAGACAUAACGUCUUUCAAAAUAAACUUGUGUUUUUGUAUGCAAAGUAUGAUCGGAAGAAACUUUUGCCCUUUCUUGUGAGUUCAAAGGAAUAUGUCAUACAGGAGGCGUUGUCCAUUUGUAAACGGGAGAACCUAUAUCCAGAGAUGGUUUACCUGCUGGGUUGCAUGGGAGGAGUGAAGGCAGCUGAAGCCCUAAAUAUCAUUAUUCAUAGGAUUAAUGACAUCGAAAUGGCAAUCGAUUUCUGCAAGGAACACGAUGACAACGAUCUAUGGAAUCUGCUUAUAAAUGAAUCCACAAAGCACUCUGAGAUAUUGACCAAGGUAUUAGAUGGUAUAGUGGACUACAUGAACCCCAUGGCAAUUGUUAGUAAGAUUAAAAUGGGCCAGAGAAUUCCAAACCUGCGGGAAUCGAUAAUUAAAAUGCUGUGGCACUAUAACAUCCAAGAAAAAAUAUUAUCUGCCACUCAAAAAAUUCAACUGGAUGACUAUUUUGAAUUUCACUCGGAGGUAGUGGCUCUACAAAGACGCGGUCAGGGAGUAUGUGAACAAAAAUGCUCAUUGUGUUUUUGUCCAGUACUAGUGACAAAUACUGUCCAUAAUUGUAUAAUUGUAUUUAAUUGUGGCCACGUUCACCAUGAGCCGUGCGUUCAAGGCGUCCCUGCCAACAAUCAUUGCAGCGAGUGUAAACUUAGGGCCAGCGACUGCUCAGUGUAAAACUAACUUUAACCUGGAGUCUAUAUUAUAACAUGUUUUUAUUUUAAAGUAGUAAAUGCUGCCAAAUUAAAAAGCGAACUAUAUGCAUUAUA
Messenger RNA from Drosophila eugracilis, 2681 nucleotides. It is a transcript of the gene lt, whose product is annotated as vacuolar protein sorting-associated protein 41 homolog. The record is from RefSeq and is a predicted model, not a curated record. NCBI's taxonomy places the organism in Eukaryota, Metazoa, Arthropoda, Insecta, Diptera, Drosophilidae. The transcript is spliced from 13 exons. Gene Ontology annotation, cellular component: HOPS complex; late endosome. Gene Ontology annotation, molecular function: protein binding. Bases 28 to 2589 code for a protein of 853 amino acids. Gene Ontology annotation, biological process: macroautophagy; endosomal vesicle fusion; protein targeting to vacuole.